AUGCCAUCCCAAGGGGACAGCUCCACCCGUGACCGGGAACUCAUCAAGUCCGAAUCUUGCCGGCAGUUAUCUGUUCCAAUGUGGGAUAGUUCGGAUCCCGAGCGUGCACCUCCGCCGCUGCCUUUGAAUCCUCGCUCAAUGAGCCCUGCAACCAAAUCAAAUGUGUCGCCCGGCAUUCAAGCUGUUGCGGCCAAGUUCACUGAUAGAACGACUGAGAACCCUCUCAGUUCAUACACCACGAAUGCCAUGCCCAAAUCUUCAUCACCAGAGCGAUCAUUGGUGAAGGGACACCACAAGCGCAUGCAGUCUCUGCAGCCCAAUGACACCAAUGACACCAAGGGCGAUGCGCGCUCCGAAUUCCUUAAUUAUCUCGAGAGUCGUUCACCGGAGCGACCUCUGCGCGCAACUAUUUUGGACCCGACAAACAGGCAAGACUCGACCAUCCGUGUUGGUUCACCAACUAGUCGUUCCCCAGAGCGGGACCUCCCCAGCUAUGUCUCGAGUCGUUUCUUGUCAAAACCAAUUAUUGGAGAAACUACUCCUUCCUCCCCAACGAUGUUGGCCCUUCAAAACAUGCAGCUUCCCGAAGUCGACCCUCCAUCACCCUCCAGGGCGCCUAAGAUGAUUGCUGCUGCUCCUGCUCCAGCAGAGCCCGAGCCCGAGCCCAGCACCCCAAUCGAAGCCCAAAAACACACAAUGGGUACCCUCUCCUCCCAAAUUCUCAGCCUCACCGAUAUUGCCAGCAAUCUGCAGCGUGAAAUGUUCAAUCUCAGCCGAAGAAGCAAAGAUAAUGCCACCGAUCUUGUCAGCUUAAAGGCUGCGACCAAUGCGCGCGACGAAGAUAUUCGAAAGAGCUUGAAGGAAUUGACAUCGAACCUGUCAACCAAAUUUUUGGAUGUGGACCCUGCAAGGUUUGAUUUCAAUGCUCUCCUGAAGCGUGAACGUGGGAUUGACAGCAGUGAUCUGGAUAGUUCUCCCAACUCGAAGAGAAGCUACUCUGUGCCUCGCAUGCCCAGCCCUAACCUGUUUAACUACGAUCUUGAUUUCGCCGGUUCGCCUGGACCGAUUUCCGAUGGCUCUGCCAGCAUCGCCCUCCUAGAAAAGGUAUUACGCGAAAUGGCAACCAAAGAAGGCGAGGAGAGGCUUUUGGAGCUUGUCGAUGAGAUCAAGUCUCGACCCGCUGCAACCGCCUCUGACAAGGAAUCCGAUAAGAAGAUCACCAACAUGCUCGAAGAAAUUCUCAACCUUGUCAAGGAAGAUCCUUCUAGCAGAGCCCUUGUUCGUGCUAUGAGCACUCCCGAUAACCUGCAACCAGGUGACAACCUCGAUGGUGCUCGUCAUAGGUCAAUGGGCUCUAUGGACCCCUCAGCCGCCGUGCGCCCAUUGGAUGUUCUGAAAGGUGACAAGCUGGACCUAUCAGUCUCUGCCAACGACGAAAUCCUUGCCGUUCUUCGCACUGUUAAGAACACUGUCGUAGAGAGUGGUGGUAUGACUAACGGCGUGAAAGCUCUGGUGCGCGAGUUGCGCGGAGAAGUCCUUGGAAUGGGGCGUGAUCUUGCUCGCAGACUGGAAGCUGUCGACGAGACCCGGGCAAUUGGUGAGGAGCAAAAGCCCCAGGCUCCUGGCCCGGAUGAGAUCGCCGCCAUCAUCAAUGAGAGUCUCGGGGACCUUAGGGAGCAGCUGGCUGCUACCAUCAACGAGAGCCGACAAAACUCCUCGGCAUUCGACGAGUUCCAGUCCACUAUGAACAGUGCUGCGAUCUACUCUAUCGUCAAGAGAGCUCUUGAUGAGCUUGAACUUCCUCAGCCCGAAAAUGCCCCCCAUGGUUCAGUCAUGGAGAAGGAGGAGAUCCUGGAAACUGUCCGUGAAGCAAUGGAGACCUACCGGCCCGAGAUCGAGCUGCAAAACUUUGGUCUCGAGCGUGAAGAGGUCUUGGAGUGUCUCUCUGAAGGCCUCAAGUCAUACCAACCCCACCAUGAGGAAUCCUUGACCUUCGAGCAGGUUCUCGGAGCUGUUCGGACAGGUCUCCAGGACUUCCAGCCCCCGCAACCCCCGGCCAUCACUCGCGAUGAAAUUAUCAUGACAAUACGUGAAUGCCUCGAGAAUUCCGAGCCUACCUCCCGCGGCUUGGAUGAGGAGCAUGUCGGCCACCUUCAUUCCAUGCGUGAUGAAAUUCUCGGUGCCGUCGCAGGAGUUAUGGAGAAGCCGACUCCCCGCAGUUUCGAUGACGAGCAUGCUCAGCACCUUAACACGAUUCGCGACGAGAUUUUGGGUGCCUUCGCCGACACUAUGGAGAAGCACGGGUCUCAAGGCCUCACUGAGGAGCAUGCUAACCUCCUAUAUGCCAUUCGAGACGAGAUCAUGGGAGCCGUCACAGAAAACCAGGAGAAGCCUGUCUCGCGUGGACUGGAUGAGGAGCACAUUCAACAUCUCCAUGCGGUUCGAGAUGAGAUCAUGGGCACUCUCACCGGUAUUCAGGAGAAGCCUGCUCCGGGGGGAUUGGACGAGGAGCAUAUUCAAUACCUCAACUCCAUUCGAGACGACAUUCUCCACGCUCUGGCGGAAGCUAUGACCAACCCCCCUACCGCGAAGACUAUGGACGAGGAACAUCGAACCCAUAUGAACGACAUCCGUGAUGAGAUUCUCAACGCCUUGACUGGAUCUAUGGCCACCCAGAGCAUGAUCAGCAAAGAGUCUUUCGAUUCCGGUAUUGGCCGCGACGACAUUCUCAGUGCAGUCUCCGAUGGCCUCGAGGCACAUUUCACAUCCGCAAAGGACAUGGAGGAGCCUCGCAUCUCCACAUCUGAUGUUGUGAAUGCUAUCAAUGAUGCGUUUGAUUCUCAACAAUCAGCUCUCAGCACUAGUCUUGCACCCCCCAGCAUCUCUCGUGAGGACAUUAUGGCUGCCAUUGCUGAUGGCAUCGAGAUCGCCAAUAAGCCUCAAGAUUCCUCAUCGCUCUCUCGCGAGGAGAUCACGAGUGCUAUUGCCGACGCUAUGGAGAUCGCUCACAAGCCCGAAGAAUCAUCCACACUCUCUCGCGAUGACAUCCUAAGUGCUGUUUCUGAAGCAUUGGAGAAAUCACGGGAAGCUGAUCAGUCGGCCUUGACCACCAAUCUCCAACAGCCCUCUAUCACUAGAGAAGAGCUGUUCAACGCAGUUGUUGAUGGCAUUGAAAGCUCCAACACUAUGACCCGUGAGAUUGAAUUGAACAAGGACGAUCUCAUGGAAGCCAUCAGUGCCGGUCUCCAGGAGGCGACCAGCGCUACCAACGCUAAUAUUGGCGACGAGGUGCUAAGCCGACUCCAGGAGGUUGUCGAUGACAUGAAGGAGGAGUUCAAACAGUAUUCCGCUGCCAAUGGUAAAGACACUGAGCAGGUCCUGGACGCUGUCAAGGAUGGUCUUGAUGUUGUGCGAAAGGAGAUCGAGACUUAUGUGGGCGGAGCCCAUGAUGGUUCCGAUAAGCUUGAGAUCAUUGAUACCGUUAAGGAAGGUUUCCGUUUGCUUCAAGCUGACAUGGAGAAGACCAUCAAUGACGCCUCUCUGUCAAAUGCCUCGCGAGGCGCUCCUGACACCCCAGAGCUUCUGGAAGCUAUGGAGAAAGAGUUCGAGCAUCUCCGUGGCACUAUCAGCACUCUCCUAGUUCGUGAUAAUGCCACCAGUGAUAAGGACGAAGUUCUCGAUGCUAUUCGGGAGAUGGGUGAACACUCAAAUGCCAAGGGUGCCGACGAGGAAGUUCUCACCACACUGAAGCAGGAGUUCGAGAAAAUGCGUGAGCGCAUGGACAUGAGUGUGGUUCGAUCUGAGCCUCCUUCUGAGAAAGAAGAUAUCCUCGCUGCCCUCCGCGAGCACUUCGACAACCUCCGCGAGGAAACUCGUGCCAAGGAUGGAACCGAAAGUAUGCUCUCUACCACCAGUGAGCUGCUUGAUGCCUUUAACGACGGCGUUGAUUCCAUCCGCGAGGAUAUCAAGAAGGUUGCUGAAAAGCCAACUGAAUUCGACAGCUCAGAGAUUAUUGACACCCUCAAGGAUGGCCUGGCCGUGUUGAGAGUUGAUAUCGAGGGCCUCCGUGAGGCGCAGAAGAGCAAGGAGAUGGACGAGGAGGAGACAACCCGCGGCGGCGGCGAGCUCACGCUUGCUAGGGACGCCGAACUUGGAAGUGGCAUUGAGAGCCUCAAGACUCUCAUCACCGACCUUCAGGACAAGGUCGAGGCCAUCGACUCUACGCCUCGUGCCACUGAGCCCGCUGAAGAUGCUUUGACCAAGGGCCACAUGGAUGAGGUUCUUGUUGCCAUCCAGGAAGUUCAGGUUGCCAUUGGUGAGAUCGCUGCCACCAACAAUCUCCACGAGAAUGCCGCUCGGAAAGAAGACACCGAUGCCAUUCAGGAACUUCUUAUGGGUACCAAGACCCACCUCGAAGAAUUGGUCUUCCCUGCUCCUGACACUCUAGCUACAUCUGAGCACAUUGAAAACCUUGAGACCAUGAUCAAAGAUGCCAAGGAUACCAUCUCCGACCUUUCGUCGCGCCUGGAAGCUGAGGCGCCUACCAAGGCCGAAGUUGGUGCCCUGGAGGGUCUAAUCAAGGACGUCUGGGUGGCCUUGGAAGAGCUGAAGGGAAAGACCAAGGAGGGUGAGGAGGAAGAAGAAGCUGAGGACUCUGAUAAGCUCAUGAAGUCCGAUCUUCAGACCGUGGAGGCCAUGAUCUUUGAGGUCAAGACUCAGGUUGAUGAGUUGAAGCUUCCUGACGUGGAGACCCUUCCAACCAAAGACGAGAUCCAGGAGCUCUCCACCCUCGUCACCGACUUCCGGGAGAAGAUGGAAGCAAACCAUGAUAUGACCGCCCAAGGCUUCGAGGCUCGCAAGGUUGAACAUGCUGGUCUCCACGAGAAAAUUGAAGAAGCCAAGUUUGUUGUUGGCGAGCUAGGUGAUGAGCUCAAGAGCAAGCUUGAUGGCAGUAGUGAAGGCCUGACCGAGCUCAAGCAGCUUCUCGAGGGUCUGGCUCUUACCGCCGAGAACUUUUCCACUGUCGAGAGCAUCAAGGAGCUGACUGAACUCAUUAAUCGUGAGUUUGAGCGUGCUCGUGGCGAGGAAGAUGCCACGAGGUUGGACAAGGAGGAACGCGAUGCUGCUACUAUGGUAAAGCACGAUGAGACUCGGGCUGCCAUAAUUGUGGAACUCGGAGCGAAGAUUGACGAGAAGCUCGGUGAAGUCAUCGCCAAGUACGAUGAAGCUCAUACUUCCCUUCACUCCAAAUUCUCGGAAACCGAGGAACGUGACAUGGCGCACUCCGAAGCUGUGACUAGCACCAAGGCACUUGCUGAAGAGAUCAAGCUCGUUAUUGGUGAAGUUGGCAGCACUGUCAACGAAAGUUGUGAGCAGGUGGCUGCGGACACGAAGACUCUCUUAGAGAGGGUUGAUGAGUCCUACAACCGCAUUGAGGAGAUGCAACAUGACGUCAAGUCUCAGCAGGAGCAGUCCAAAGAGGGCAAUGAGAGAGCUGUUGCUGCCACGGAGCGUGUGGAAAGCAAGCUUCUUGAGUUUAACCCUCAGAUCUUGGAGACUGUUCAGCAGAUCCUGGAUGUUGUCAGUCAGCACUACGACCACUCCCAGAAGUCCAACGAGGACUUCAAGUCGGAGUUGUCUGCGCUGCCAAGCAAUAUCCCGAACAUGCUCCCUGCUCUCAUGCCUCCCCCGGAAUCCGAUCGAGAAAUUAAGGACGACCCUGUACACACCAAGUUGAACGACAUUUUGGAGCACGCCUCCAAGAACAGCCAGGUGCAUGAAGUUCUCAACACCCUGCUCGAACACUCCAAGAACGACCAGCUCCAUGAGAAGCUUGACCGAGCUUUGGACCAAGGCUCUGGGAAUGAUCAGAUCUAUGAGAAGCUUGACAAGCUCCUCGAGCAUGCUACCAACGGCGAUGGCUCUGUUCACGAGAAGCUUGAUUCUUUACUCAGUCGUCCCGUCGCUGCUGUUGAUCCUGAGCAAUCCGUGACUCAGAUGAUGAAGCUGGACGAGAUGCACAGGGACAUCAUGGAGAACACUCGUAAGAUGAACGAGAUGUUUGCCGCCCAGUCUGCCAUCGUCGCUGAGGAUACAGAAAGAAAACGCCGGGAGGCUGAGGAGGCCGCCAUUGCCCUUGAGCGCAGGAUCGGCCAGCGUGAGCAGGUUGAAGCCGAGCUUGUGGGCCUGCACGAGGAGAAGGAGUCCCUGCUGAAGAUGCUCCAAGCUCUCAAGACUGAGAAAGAUGAUAUGACCAAGCAAAACCAGAAGCUGAGCAAGGAUCUUUCAGGCCUUGAGACUGCUCUUGAGAUCCGCCACGAAGAGAUGCAGCAGAUGGAGGACCGCGCCGAUGGUCUCGAAAAGCGCAUCUUGGAAGGUGUCCUCGACCAUGCUCGCACUGUGCUCCUCAGUCGGUCCGGCAGCUUGUCGUCUAUGAACCUCAAAAGGAACCGUAGUGUGCGUUCCUCUCGAGCUGGUGCUCGCAGCCCCAGUGCUAUGAGUAAUGCGACCGUAAGCACCACUAAAGACACUAAGGAUCCUCGCAGCAUUCUCGGCAACGGAGUCGGCAUGGCCCUCAAACGCCGUGUGCCAAACAACCUGCAGGCGGGCACAACUGCCGUCCAGCCCAAUAUUGGCAAGGAGCGCCGCAUUCUCAGCUUGAACCAUGUAACAGGUAACCGAGGCGCCAGCGGUGGACUCACCAACCUGAAGCGCAGCAAUUCGGUCAAAUCGAACUUCUCACUCCGUAAAUCCUCGUGGGCUGGUCACAGCUCUGUUUCCAACAAGGAGAAUGAGGUAUUCCGCGAGGAGGACGAGCAUGACAGUGACCCUGAGAGCGACGCUGGCACAGAGCGCAGAACCAGCUAUGCCCCGUCGGACCGGAAAUCAAGCUAUGCUGGUACGGAGCGCAGGUCUAGCUACGCGGGGACUAUUACCGACAGUGUCGUGACCGGGCCUACGGAGAGCGUUGUCUCGGAUGAUCGCCGCACUAGUGGCAUGAGCACUGCCACUGGACAAGAGAGCUCCAUUGCUGGUGAUAGCCACAUGGACGAGAGCUAUGCCGAGUCAGAGUCAGAUGAUGCUCAAACGGCUCGUGAGAACGACGACGAGUGCGACGAGGAAGAUGACGACCCUGACAACGAGUACCGAAAAUCGAUCGUGAAGAAUGAAAGUGAGGUGCAAGAUGGCAUCGAUGAGGAGAUUUCAGCAACCGCCUCUGCUAUGGAAGCUGAAGUUUCGAAGCUGCUUGAGCAACCUGCUGACAGCGGGCUAGGCUCGGGGAUGGCAGUCUAG
Penicillium atrosanguineum is the source of this 7293-nucleotide messenger RNA. RefSeq lists its product as uncharacterized. The coding region runs from base 1 to 7293 and encodes 2430 amino acids. Lineage: Eukaryota; Fungi; Ascomycota; Eurotiomycetes; Eurotiales; Aspergillaceae. The transcript has 2 exons. The record is from RefSeq and is a predicted model, not a curated record.